Molecule: messenger RNA, 2086 nt
Organism: Phoenix dactylifera (date palm)
Lineage: Eukaryota; Viridiplantae; Streptophyta; Magnoliopsida; Arecales; Arecaceae
Product: O-fucosyltransferase 19-like
Cellular component (GO): cytoplasm
Source: RefSeq, a predicted model, not a curated record
UCUCAGCAUCGCGGCAGUUAGGGGAGUUGUUUCUUUCCUAAGGGGACUCGUAUCUAUCUGUACUCUCUUUACGUAUAAAAAGAGAGGGAAGCAGCGAAAACCACACGACUCGAGGGAGAGGGAGAGGAAGAGAGGGAAGCGUCGGACGGUACUUCUCAAUCUCUCCUUCGGAUCAUCGUCGGAUAUCAUGGAAACUAUCGCCGGUGGUACGGCUCUAUCUAUCCCGCGGAGGAGGCUGGCGGAGUGCGGAGACCUGGAGAGGUCCCUCGACGAAGAGGAUCCUCGCUCGCCUCCGCGCAGACCAUCCAAGACCGGUGGGAGAUGGGGGAGUUGGAAUUGGAAGGCAUGGGAGAAGAAAAUUUUGCUCGUGGUGAUCUUCGUAGUCUCUCUGAUGGGGAUCGGGACGAUUUCGAGCUCUCGCCGGAUCGACGACCUCCCGGAGAGCCAGAGCGUGGUCCACCAUGUUGCCGGCGGUGAGAAGAUAGCCGAGAGGGUCACGCUGGAGAACCAGACCGGACAGCCCAGGAGAGAAUCUGCCCAUCCGAUUCUUGAUAUCUGGACUAAACCGGAUAGCGAAGACUACGGUGGAUGCAUCAAGCGCCCCAAAAACCGCUACAGGAUAGGUGAUGCUACAGGAGGCUGCUUGUUAUUCCGCGCUAAUGGUGGACUGAACCAGAUGAGGAUGGGGAUAAGCGAUAUGGUUGCGAUUGCAAGGAUCAUGAAUGCAACACUAGUAAUUCCUUCUCUCGACCAUGAAUCUUUCUGGAAAGAUCAAAGCGAAUUCGGCGACAUAUUCGACAUGAGGCAUUUUAUGGAUACCUUGAAAGAUGAUAUUGUAAUUGUCGAGUCUCUCCCACGAGCGUAUGCAGCAAUCAAGCCCUUUGAGAAGCCACCUGUUUCAUGGUCUAAAGUUUCUUACUACAAAGCUUUAAGGUCGAUGUUGAAAGCGAAAAAGGUGCUGAAGUUUACGCAUUCAGAUUCCAGGCUUGCGAACAACGGCCUUCCUCCUUCAAUUCAGAAACUUCGGUGCCGUGCAAACUACGAGGCACUUAGAUAUACAGACGAAAUUGAGAGACUUGGGAAGUUGAUAGUUGACAGGCUAAGGAAUGGAAGGGAUGAUCCCUAUAUCGCCCUUCAUUUACGGUACGAGAAGGACAUGCUGUCAUUUACAGGCUGCAGCCACAACCUGACAUUAGAAGAGGCAGAAGAACUGCGUGCAAUGCGUUAUAGUGUGGCGCACUGGAAAGAAAAGGAGAUUAAUGGUACGCAGAAACGGAUACAAGGGGGUUGCCCGAUGACUCCACGAGAAGCUGCUAUUUUCUUGAAGGCUAUGGGCUAUCCUUCCACCGCAAACAUCUACAUUGCUGCAGGACCAACUUACGGUGCCAGUGGCUUGGAUGCCUUAAAAGCAGAGUACCCAAAUAUUCAUACACACAGCAGUUUGACAACAGAAGACGAAUUGAAGCCUUUCGUCAAGUAUCCGAACCGGCUUGCUGCUUUGGACUACAUUGUUGCCCUUAAUGGUGAUGUUUUCGUGUACACUCAUGCUGGUAACAUGGCCAAAGCAGUGCAGGGUCAUAGAAAAUUCGAGGGAUUUCUCAAGACCAUCAGUCCUGACAGGCAAAGAUUUGUGAAACUGAUAGAUCAGCUUGAUGAAGGAAAAAUAUCUUGGAAGGAAUUCGAACUUGAGGUGAAAAGGCAUCAUGUUCAUAGGCUUGGAGGUCCAUACGAAAGAAAAGAAGGGCCGCAUCCAAAGUUAGAGGAGUUCUUUUAUGCAAACCCUAUUCCUGGGUGCAUGUGCAAAAAACAACAGCCGAAGUAGAUAUCUGUGGCACUGACAAUUUUGGGUUUUAGGAAGUGACUUUACAGAGUGAGACAUAGAUGUUCAGAAAUACAGAGUACAGAUUUAUUUUUAUUUUUUUUUAGAAGAAAAAGAAUAAUACAUACAGGAAAUAAUUUUUUCCUGAAUGUUGGCAAUUUUCAACUAGAGCGUGAAUUAUUGGAUUAAGACAAACAAUGCAGCCAGAUAUCAUUCCCACCACCUCUUUUCUGAAUGGUUUUGUUCUUUAUGUGGAUGUAUAAGAAA